UGCAAUGUAAUGCAAACGGGAGUCAACUCUUUGAACAAAAAGUCAAACAAACAUUGAUUUGGUUUUGUUUGCCAUUCAAUCGAUUCGUUCAUUUGCUCACAAGUCUCGAGGUAUGGAUAAUCCCAUUGACAUCACUGUCACCGAAGAGGACACCACACUUCCGCCACAACAAUACGAAUACUUGGACCACACGGCGGAUGUCCAAAUCCACGCCUGGGGCACGUCUUUAGCCGAAGCCAUGGAGCAGUCGGCGGUCGCUAUGUUUGCGUAUAUGACGGAAAUACAGACCGUCGACUCCACCGACACCCACGACAUUGAGGUCGAGGGCCACGACCUCCAGUCACUGUUCUACCAGUUUUUAGACGAAUUCCUGUUUGGCUUCAGCGCCGAACCCUUUUUUAUCGCUCGGAAAGUAAAGAUUCUGGAGUUCGACAGGGAGGCCAACAAAAUCAAAGCCAGAGGUUAUGGCGAGACCUUCAGUCUGGAUAAACACCCGCAGGGCACAGAAGUGAAGGCCAUUACGUUUUCAAAUAUGCAAAUCCACGAAAAGGUCGGCCGCACCGAUGUCUACGUUAUUAUCGAUAUCUAAUAUUUUCUACACUAAUAUUUCCCCCAAUUUUUGUUUGUUUGCAAUGUAUUGUCAUAAAGUGAAUAUAGUCAUUGCAAUCACAGAUUAAUUUAAUUCAUUGAUUACUCAUAGGACGUAUGAUUUAUUUUAAUGUUGAGUUCAGAAAUGUUUGUGUAAAUUAUUUUUGAGCCCAU
This is a messenger RNA of Oppiella nova, 762 nucleotides long. The record is from the annotation of a GenBank genome assembly. NCBI's taxonomy places the organism in Eukaryota, Metazoa, Arthropoda, Arachnida, Sarcoptiformes, Oppiidae.